AUGCAAGGAGGGGUGCGAAGACCUUCAUGCCCAAUCUGUAAUUGGGAUAUCGAGAUUAAUAGAGAAGAACUUGCCCUAGCUUUAGGUAUGUAUCAUAUAGCGUCUAAUGAUCAUUAUAAGGGACAGGCUUCCCAACAAUCGAAUGUAACCAUCACCGAUGAAGAUGAUGACGGCGGUUUGGAGAUUAUGCGAAGUAUGGGGUUGAUAGAAGAGGACGAAGUCACAGUUACGGCUGGGCAAACAAAACAAGUUAAUACAGAGGAUCAUGGAACAAACCCGAUCGAUCAAGAUAAUACAAACGAGACCACAGAUUCUACUACAUCAACACUCAAACGCCCCAACCCAUUAGCUUUCAAUAAUUCGCAGUCUACUAAAAAAGUUAAAAAGAGUGACGAGAAGAAGGAUGAGUCAAAGACUCGAAAUGGAGUUUCCUCGAAUGUAGCAAAGAAGCUUAUAGAGGAAUUAUCUACCGAAACGUCCCAGAUAUCGGAAGUUAGUGAAGAGCGGAGCUCAUGCCAAGGCAUAUAA
This is a messenger RNA of Acaulospora morrowiae, 528 nucleotides long. Lineage: Eukaryota; Fungi; Glomeromycota; Glomeromycetes; Diversisporales; Acaulosporaceae. The record is from the annotation of a GenBank genome assembly.